Pecten maximus is the source of this 2707-nucleotide messenger RNA. RefSeq names its product PDZ and LIM domain protein 1-like. Bases 131 to 1222 code for a protein of 363 amino acids. The record is from RefSeq and is a predicted model, not a curated record. The transcript has 9 exons. Gene Ontology annotation, molecular function: muscle alpha-actinin binding; actin binding. Lineage: Eukaryota; Metazoa; Mollusca; Bivalvia; Pectinida; Pectinidae. Gene Ontology annotation, biological process: actin cytoskeleton organization; heart development; muscle structure development. Gene Ontology annotation, cellular component: stress fiber; adherens junction; filamentous actin.
AGGUAUCGUGUGCAAACCCGGGGGCCCCCUCGAUCCGUACAACAUAUGCUAUUUUUAUUGACGAUCCUCGAUCAGUAGGGUGCAUGGUCCAGACAGUCUGACCAGGAGUUUAGAAAGGACAGUGUCCAGGAUGGCUCAACCGGAGAUGAUGACCAUUCGCAUAGUUCGGCCCGACACGAGUGUGUCCUGGGGCUUUCGGCUUCAGGGUGGGAGCGACUUCAGCACGCCACUUUCCCUACAGUCGGUAACGCCCGGCGGUGUGGCGGAGAGGAGCGGUCUGCGAGCAGGUGAUGGUGUCAUCUUCAUCAACGAUGUCAACACAGACACCCUCACUCACGAUGACGCCAAAUCUCAAAUCAUCCGAUCUGGGAAUGAUAUUUACAUGACAGUUCAAAGAGGGGCUGUGUCUGUUUGGGCUCCGAAAGUGACACCCAUGUCUCAACUGCGUCCCCAGGAAUUAAGGACCAUCAAGACAUCAACAGGGGAUGAAGUGCAGACUGUCCAAAAGACAUCCCUGGCUCGGUCACACCAGCCUGACCCUCUACACAUAGGAAGUGGUUAUAACAGGACACCCCGCUCCUUUACUCAGGCUCCCCAGUCACCAAAAAAACCUGUUCCCAACGUUGUUCAUUGUCAGUUUAACACUCCAAUCGGCCUGUACUCUGCUGAUAACCUGGCAAACACAUACAAGAUGCAGACGGCUGGCAUAGAGAAAGAAAUGGAAAACCUGGAUGUAGAGGAUGCACCUGUUGGAACUCGUAUGACUGGAACCUACCACAGACUGGACUCGCAAGGUGAUGAGAGUAGCACAAAGGAAGGGCAUGAUUUGGAGGAUGUGACCUCGCCUGACCUCCCACCUGUCACCUCACCUGACCUGCCUGACCACCUACCUUCUGACCACCCUACUAAUACUGAUCAGAACGACAACCAGCCAAGUGGAUUCAAGUCGGUCCGAGCUCCUGAUCCGCAGACGGUCAGUCAGCAGCGCCCACAGCAGCAGAGCAUGCAUUGUGGGGAAUGUGGGAACAUGGUGAUGGGAGUGUUUGUGAAGGUGCGAGGUGUACCCUAUCAUGCACAGUGUUUUAAGUGUGUGAGGUGUGGAAUUAAUCUCAAACAGAAAGGUUACUUUGUGAUCGAGGACAAGCUCUACUGUGAAAUCCAUGCCAAGCAGGUCGCCCAGCCACCAGACCCCAACAUGAAGGCUGUCCCUGUUUAUAGGUAACCGUCAAACCUCCAAAGAAUUUGUGUGACGUCAUCCCGAGGGCUGUGGCAGAUUAGGAAUUGUUGUACCUGUGCCUACCCAUUUGAAACUGUAGACCUGAAACAUUGGUCAUCUGGACAGUGGUAGCCUACUAGACAGUGUGACUGCUGUAGGAGUAUCAGAAUUCCACCCAGUAUCCCAGCAUUUCCGUUGUCCCCUCGCUGACCCCGUGUGUUCCCCUCCCCCUACCUGAUGCUAUGACUUGGCAUACAACUUUGAGAAAUUAGCUGGGGACAAACUUAAGAACCAGAAUCCAACAUUGAACUAGGAACAUCUCCCAUUGAUGCAACCUCCUUGCUAGCCAGGUUGAUGUUAAUAACCUGACUGACGAAGACUGUACAACACUAUGAGGCGUGAUAAGGUUCCAGGUGAUAAUGUCUACUGUUCCUAGUCAGUGUCUAGUAUUUAAUGUUGUGCUCGUGUAGAUUACUUAUUUUUGAAUUGUUGAUAUUAUAUAUCAUUUUAUUUUGAAGAAAUUGAUAUUUUAUUACUAUUAUUAUUAUUAUAUAUAUAUAUAUAUAUAAAUUGUACAAGUUGAAUACAAUGUAUUAUUAAUAUUUUUAUAACAAAAACAUAGAAAUAAUGGCUAUUACAGGGCUUAACAGGCAAGGAUGAAGGGGCUUUAAUGGAACGGGAUCCAACUGACCAGCAUAGUUUAGUGGAUAUUACAGGGUUCUACAGAUCAGGGUAAUUGAUAUUACGUAAUUAACAUUACAGGGCUCUACAGAUCAGGUUAAUUGAUAUCCGGUAAUAUUACAGGGCUCUGCAUAUCGGGGUAAUUCAAAGGAUAUUACAGUACGACAGGGUAAUUUAUAACUGAUAUGAUAUUACUGGGCUCUAUAGAUCAGGGUAAUUUAUAACUGAUAUGAUAUGACAGGGCUCUAUAGAUCAGGGUAAUUUAUAACUGAUAUGAUAUGACAGGGCUCUACAGAUCAGGGUAAUUUUUAACUGAUAUGAUAAUACUGGGCUCUAUAGAUCGGGGUAAUUUAUAACUAAUAUGAUAUUACUGGGCUCUAUAGAUCAGGGUAAUUUAUAACUGAUAUGAUAAUACUGGGCUCUAUAGAUCAGGGUAAUUUAUAACUGAUAUGAUAAUACUGGGCUCUAUAGAUCAGGGUAAUUUAUAACCAAUAUGAUAUUACUGGGCUCUAUAGAUCAGGGUAAUUUAUAACUGAUAUGAUAAUACUGGGCUCUAUAGAUCAGGGUAAUUUAUAACUGAUAUGAUAUGACAGGGCUCUACAGAUCAGGGUAAUUUUUAACUGAUAUGAUAAUACUGGGCUCUAUAGAUCCGGGUAAUUUAUAACUGAUAUGAUAAUACUGGGCUCUAUAGAUCAAGGUAAUUUAUAACUGAUAUGAUAAUACUGGGCUGAAGAGUUGCAUGUUCUGUAUUUUAUACUAGGAAGAUGAUCUUCAAAAUAUUGAUCUGAAUUCAAUCUGUAAGAGUCAUUU